AUGUGCUACCUCGUGGUCGAAAGAUACUCAGUUUGUCGCUGCCUCUACUACCAGCACAGCGUUGAUAUGUGCGCGGCGUAUGGUACGCAAGGCCAUGGAAUUCAAGAGAGAACGGUUUUGGUCGGAUAUGCUUGCGAAAAACACUCCUCAACACACCAAUCAUACCAAGAUCCAUAUGCGCGAGAAGACUACUCAGACUCUGGAUAUCACACAGCCAGUCAAAGUUCGCAUACACACUCAUCUAGACAAUAUCGCAGAUGA
Sclerotinia sclerotiorum 1980 UF-70 is the source of this 261-nucleotide messenger RNA. RefSeq lists its product as hypothetical. The record is from RefSeq and is a predicted model, not a curated record. The transcript has a single exon. The coding region runs from base 1 to 261 and encodes 86 amino acids. Lineage: Eukaryota; Fungi; Ascomycota; Leotiomycetes; Helotiales; Sclerotiniaceae.